GGUGGGGGUGUAAGUCAUCAGCGCGGCUCUUUUGAAUUCCCGACACGGGCCAAGAGAGAGACUGGAGUCGGAUAAAAAACAUUCCAAAUAAAUAUGGAAAACGUAAAACAACGCGGGGGUCUCCAAUCAGGCAACCGUAAAAGAUAUCAGGUUGGACUGGAGGACCAGGCUAAGCAACAGGAGGCCGCAGCCAAGAGAGGAUGGCGAGAGAUGAGCUAUGGCAACGGAUGGCAGGACGACAAGGAGAGCUGCAGGGGGACGAGACUGCGCAGGAGACGAGUGGCAGACACUGCGUGCCGUGGGACAGCAGGUUGGGAGACAGCCGUUGCCUAUAGUGAUCCAGGGGCGGUGGUUAAGAUGGCGGUAGUCAGGACCUCCCUGAGAAAACAGUCCAAGGCUACAGCUCCCAAGAGGAGGAAGAUCCACUCCUCCGGACUCAGGGGCAGAGGUCAGCUAAAACUGUCCAUCACACCUGACAAUGGGCUGCUGUACAUUCACAUCAUGGAGGCAAGGGGGCUGCUGGGAAGGGAGUAUCGAACAUGUGACUCCUAUGUGAAGAUGGCUAUUGUACCAAACAGUGAUUCCAGUAAACAGCAAAAAACAAAAACAACACUAGACUGCAAGAAUCCUGUCUUCCAUGAAACUUUUGUUUUCACUGUAGGGGCUGAGGAGAAUGAGAAGAGGCUCAUGGUCUCUGUGUGGAAUCAUAAUAAAAGCUUGAGGAAAAAUGAGAUCCUGGGCUGUAUGAGUUUCGGUAUUCGCUCCCUUACCACACUGGCCAAGGAAAUCAGUGGCUGGUACUACCUACUAAACGAAGACCUCGGUAAGACCAAGCAUCUGAAAGUGGCCUCACGACGUCUCAAACCCAAACCUGGCAGUGCUUUGUCAAGCAAUGAUGCUCCCCCCGAGACGACGAGCCAGGAGAACAUGCAGUGCACAGCGGUGACCAUCCUGAGAGGGAAGGACGGCUAUGGCUUCACCAUUUGUUCUGACUCUCCUGUGAGAGUUCAAGCUGUGGAUCCAGGUGGUCCAGCAGAUGAAGCUGGCCUUCAGCAGUUUGACACCAUUCUGCAUCUGAAUGGCCAACCUGUUGAACACUGGAAGUGUGUGGAUGUUGCCCAUGCAAUUAGGAGCUGCCGGUCUGAAAUCAAAUUGACAGUAUGGCGUACAGUGCCCAUCAUGAAGCCAGGGUUCGAAGGCCUGAUUCACAGGCCAUCUUACAAGCCAUCUGGUUGCACCGCAAUGUCACCCCCUAGCAAGAAACGUGAGAAGACCCCCUUAAAACUUACUCAGCAAGGACAGAGUCAUCGUAUACUUGUAAAUGGGCUAGAGGGUGGUAAUGGAGAGCUAGGAAGUCCUUGGGGUGAGCGGCAAGAGGAAAGCAACAGGGCCCGGACACAGACUGCGACGCUGAAGGGCACACAUGUGACAUCAUCAACUGGAGACAACUACAUUAUCCUGACAGCAAUUAACCCUGGGAACCAGAUGUUGCAGCCUUAUUAUCAGGAUGACCCCGGUGCUCUCGGGAAGUCGUACCCAACUUGUCCAACCAGUGGGUUCCAGCCGGACACUGAAUCGCAGGGCAGGCCUACUUUCCUGCGGAAAUCCUCGACGAGCAAGUCCGCUAAAGACCUUGCCUCUGCUGGCUACCAGCAGAACUACGCCAACUACCAGAACUGCACAAUCGUCCGGUCCCAUGUUCCUCAAACUAGCUACAGCACAUAUGUCAAGCUGGCGCCCAAAAUACUCAUCUUCCCUAUUUUUGUACAGCCCCUGGACCUUUGCAGUCCAGCCCGAUCACUGGUUCUGUUAGAGGAAAUGAUGCUGCAUGAGAGCAAACACCUGUCCACCAAGGUGACCGUGUUCAUCUAUACUGACCUGAUGCUGCUGACGCGGGAGGACGAGCCUGGCCGCUGCAAUGUGCUGCAGAACCCCCUGUUCCUCCAUCACCUCUGUCUGCGAGAUGAUCCCACUGAGGAACUGAGGUUCUACAUAAUCCACACGACUGAGAGGAGCGAGCACCUGGUCAGUCUGGAAACGUACUCUGUGGAUCAGAAGAGGCGAGUGUAUGAGUGCCUGAGGGACAACAUAGACAAGCAGAGGCUGCAGCGGGAGAGGUCCAGUCUCGUUGGGCAGAUGCUGGAUCCCGAGGCUGACGAGCAUUGCCAGUUGAGGGUGCUUCAUCAGGGGCACCACAGCUUGGGGGAGGACUGUCCGCCCAUCAUGGGCAGCACUCAACCAGAGCAGCUGGCGCAACGGGACCAAGCGUGCACUGUAUCGGACAAUGGGCAGAAGGUGGUGCCCCCCCCAACUACCUCCACCCAGGGAGAGGACUGCAAAAGCAAGGAAGCUUGGAGCGCUGGGAUUUUGCAGGAGGCUAGGGGUGAAGCCAAGGGAACGGACCGCAUGGAUGAAGGAAGAAAAGGCACCGAGCGCCUGCCUUCAUGCUCGUCCACUUCCUUCAUCAUCCCCGAGCUGCGGCUUGAGCGGGCCUUCAGUGCCGACGGCCUGUCUUCCCCCCCAGCGACAGAUGGGGAUGAUGAGGAUGAUGAGGAGGAAGAGGAAGAAGAGGAAGACAGCGACGAGAACUGCUUGAAGCACAGCAACGGCAAACGGUGCAGCAUGGUGGAGGCCUCACCAUGCAAGAAGCACCAGAGCGGUCUGAGUGUGCAGGGCUCCCUGCGACGUCGCACGCACAGCGAGGGCAGCCUGCUUCAGGAACCCCGGUCACCCUGCUUCGCCUCUGAUAACGCCAUCCACUGCAUGGAGUCGGCGGGGGGCCACAAGGGCGGCUGGACUCUGCCUUCCCCCAAGACCUUAAAGAAGGAGCUGGCCAAGAAUGGAGGAUCCAUGCAUCAGCUAUACAUGCUCUUCUCUGGGAGGAAGCUCAGUGGAUCUGAAUGUAGCUGUGAAGACGGAUCCGAGGGCAACAGAAAGAAGAAACCCAAGAACCUGGCCAAAGACAUGAAGAACCGCCUGGCCUUCCUGAGGAGGAGGAAUGAGUCUCCCGGAAGUAACUCAGCCGGAAAGCUGGACAAAGCCAUGAAGUCAGUCAAGCCCACCCCGGAGGAGGCACUGAGGUGGGGGGAGUCCUUGGAGAAGCUGCUGGUCCACAAAUAUGGCCUGGCUGCCUUUAGAGCCUUUCUGCGAACAGAAUUCAGUGAAGAGAAUCUGGAAUUCUGGCUGGCGUGUGAGGAUUACAAGAAGAUUAAAUCGCAGUCCAAGAUGGCGUCCAAAGCAAAAAAAAUAUUUUCUGAGUUCAUCGCUGUACAGUCCUGCAAGGAGGUUAACCUGGAUGCGCAAACAAGAGAGCACACCAAGGACAACCUGCAGAACAUCUCCUGCUCGUGUUUUGACCAGGCCCAGAGGAAGAUAUAUGGACUCAUGGAGAGAGACUCCUACCCUCGUUUCCUGCGCUCAGAACUUUACUUGGACUUGAUCAACCAAAAAAAGGCGAAUUCGACGUCAGCCUCUUCGUCGUAAGGUCGCAGAGGGGGAGAACUGUGGAAGGGCUAGGUCGAUUUCAGAUUUCUUUCUCAAUUUGCACGUUUGAAAAUGAAUGAGCACUGAGGGAUGGUGUGUGUACAAGGAGAGGGGCGGACACCCUGAGGGGUCAUGACAGGCCCACCUGGAUGGGGGUUGCUGGGCAGGCCCACGACAGGGGGACAGCAUACCUUUAUUGCUACAGUUAUUAAUGUAUUGCUGAAAAAAUAUCUAAUUUUGGUGACCAAUGUUUCUCAACCCUAUUUUCAGGACACCCCCCCCAACCAGUCCACCUUUUUUUCCUAGUAAAAAGGUGGACUGUCUUUGAGGGAACUGGGAGGGAGCAAAAACGUGGGGUCCCCGAGGACCGGGUUGGGAAACAUUGCUUUAGUCCUUAUUUGGAAAUUCUGCUUCCUCUCUUAAAACAUUUAUACUACAAAUAAGCAAUACAUUUCCAUUAGUCAUUUUCUUUAUGGCCGUUAUAGAAAAAGUAGAUGAAACGUGACAGCUGCAGGCUUAUUUAUGAGUAAUAAGGGUGGUUAGGGGGUUUUUCUUUCUUAGAGUUUUAACUACGCCGUUUAUGCCCUGCCAUCUACCCAGCACCCCCACAGGUUUUUGUCUCAGCUCCUGGGUUACUUCUCCCUUUUUUAAUUCAUCAGCAGAAUGAUGGAGAGUCGAGGGGGGGCAUGAGGGUGAAAAAAAAGAUUAAUGGACAGAGCAGACAGGUGAAGCUUCCUUUGCUGUCCUGCUUUUCACACGCUGAUGAUCUUAGAAGGACCUGCAGCCAGUCUUCAAAGACCAUACAUGGCUGAGAUAACCUGUGGAGCCAUUAAACAACUUCUCAUAGAGCCAGUCUGGACAGAGCAGUUCCCUCAGGGCGUCAAGACACUUGAUCGUGAAGCUUCCAGGUGUGGUUUCUGAUGUUUCCUAGUAUUGCUGAUCAUAACCUGCUUUUACUCUGCAGACACAGUGGUACACUGUAAAGGGUUUACCUUCCUUGUUUCUGGACAAAGGUUUUAUUUAUUCUGACAAUAUUGCUGGAAGCUUCAGUUAGGCGACUAUAAUGGAUUCUCUUCCCACCCAUGACUACAAGCCAGGCUGAAUACAUCCUCAUUUAAUGUGCAAUAUUUUUGUUCUUUCAGAUCAUUUUUUUUAACUAGACAAUAAAUGGAACUCUGUAUUAAUUUUAUUUGAAAGAGUUUAUGUUCAAGUUAUUAUGUUCAAAGAAUGAUUAACAAUGUAAAUAUCAUGAGCAUUUACAAAAAACAAAGAUAGAGUUUUAAGUGUUUUCUCCUAGCAGCAGGCAGCUAGGGCUCGAAGAUGUAAAUAUAAUUCUUAAGAAAAACUUCCAAAAGGAAAAAAACACGUGACAUGACAAACAUGGUUGUAUCUAUGUAUAUAUGAGACUUAAACUAUAAAAUGAUACGCAUUACAAAGCAGGAGGAGAUCGAUGAAAUCUGUACCUUCUCAGUCACACACUGCUUGUAAGGAGUUUUAGUAAAUAUAUCUGAUCAUUUUCACUGUUUACAGCUGAAAGCAUCUCCCAAGAUAGCAACACAUUGUGUCACUGCAAACAAUGAAUAAAAUAACAAAACCA
Molecule: messenger RNA, 5080 nt
Organism: Brienomyrus brachyistius
Lineage: Eukaryota; Metazoa; Chordata; Actinopteri; Osteoglossiformes; Mormyridae
Product: regulator of G-protein signaling 3-like
Exons: 25
Coding region: 94-3483 (1129 amino acids)
Biological process (GO): signal transduction
Cellular component (GO): plasma membrane; nucleus
Molecular function (GO): protein binding
Source: RefSeq, a predicted model, not a curated record